This is a messenger RNA of Spirometra erinaceieuropaei, 7778 nucleotides long. NCBI's taxonomy places the organism in Eukaryota, Metazoa, Platyhelminthes, Cestoda, Diphyllobothriidea, Diphyllobothriidae. The record is from the annotation of a GenBank genome assembly.
AUGACGUCGGAAAUCAGCGUGGAACAACUGGAGAUAUCUAAAAAUCUUUUACAAAUGAACUUUAUGCGACGCACCCUUCUGGCUAAGGAGCGUGCUGCGGGUGUUAGCGCACAGGAACCACUACUUCCGUCCGUGGAAUCCGAAUUCUUCAUGCCUAAAAGCGCUAUGACGAGGCUUUCAGAAAGAUUGGAGGCUCUAUCUAAAAAGUAAGGCCACCGCUCUUACUUUUUCACUGUCUACUUUUUUUCUUCUUUCCAUUAUGCUUUCCAUGCAUAUUAUGUCCUGAUUCAAAGUGAUCAACCAGUCAGGCAUUAAAAAUAGGCACCUUGGCAAGAUAAUAACACUAUUCACUGGUAGUCGUGCGCUCUAUGCGCAUGCAGCAUCUGGUGAGUGUUGCGCGGAGUUACUGGAAUCACUUCCCAAAGACAAUAGUUUUAUCUUGCUACAUGCAAAUUAGGUUGUGGAAUCGCUGACUAGCACUCGCUUACUGCACUCCGAAUUGCUAAUCUACAUAGGGCAUCUCCCCCUCAUCAGGUGGAGCCUCGAUUAUCUAGAACCUAGAAACUACAAAAUUACCAGGAGAUGCCCUAUUUCAAGCGAUGCCCCACUGCUUACAUCUGUCAUAUUCGGAUUUUGACGUGCCUACACUUAGUUCUUGAAAUCGGAUUAAAAUCGAAGCACAGGUGACUUUGAACUCCGUGGGCAACAACCUGCUGCCCUGAUGACCUAUGCACAAUCUGUCUUCUAGUCAAGGAUCAGCGUUGAGAGAAUUUUAGUGAAACAAGUGUUUCGUAAGACCAACACAGAAUUCAAACACAUGGGCUUAGGAAAUCCUUAACGGUUUCGGUAAUUAAACCUCCAGAAUGUGUACUUAGGAAGACUUCACCUGACCACCACCGAUCCUAAUUAUAAAAAUAUGCUGGCUACUCAUGCCUCAAUUAAGGGUGACAACUUCAAUUCAGCCCACUACUACUCCGAACCCCUCUCAGUUGGAUCACGCAGCGGCAGGAUAUCGGCGCAGUGCGCAGUGACGAUCCGUGUGAAUUAGUCUAUUGAGCAACAAAUUUCCGAGGCAUCUACCUCGUUCUCCGCUCUCACACCCACGAGACACGAGGCGCAGUGGCCACUGCUGCAAAGAUUGGAUCUCUCUGGCGAACUGAUCCGACUGACUGAUAACACAGGGAUUGCCAACCUUGAAGGCCAUCUUCACGGUCGCUCUACACGGCACGGCUAUAGCAAGCUCUGGCCGAGGUCUUGAAGUGCGUUACGGCCGUCUGCUGCUGCUACCAUCAGAGAGACAGCCGCAAUGUCGGAUACUUGUGGAAAAAUUUGCCUCGAUUUUUGUGCAGUAGGAAGGCGCCUCGGCGUCUGAAUACGGCUGCAACUGUGACCCACCAUCUUCGAUUGGUGUGAUUGCAAAGCAGAAGGCCAACGAAGUGCCUGGCCAGAUGUCUGGCCUUCCGAUUCAAAUUUUUUUUUCAAGUCGAAGACCGUUGCCACGGAGUGGAUCGAUGCCGUCAAUGCACCGAUUACGAAGAAGGGCGACAGAAGACUGUGUGUUAACUACUAUAGCAAGAAUAUUCACAGUCGCCCCCUUUCUCAAACCCUUCUGCACGCACCGCGUUGCUCGGAUAAGGAAGAAUCAGUAGGAUCUUUAGUCACGAUGGAGAUGUGCUGACCAACCUUUCUCGCUCUGCUGACUUCUGGGACCUCGCUACUACCAACAGCUAGUUAUCGUCCGUUUGAGAGUUAUUGUCUCUGUUGAUUUUUAAUUUCCCCAGGAAUUAAUCGCUAACAUGGAGCAAAUCAGUCGAAGGGGAGGGGGACCACUCGCAGUUGUGUCAUUCUGCGGCAGAAUAUCGGCAAAACACGCGUGUUUGGACUUUUAGUAGUACCUUUGCUGCCAGUAAGGCGAGUUUGGAAACAGGUGAAAAUGUAUCAUUUAAGGCAGACGUUUGUUCUGUGCCUCCAAGCGCUCGCCUCUUAAAUGUAAGUUAUUAUCCUUGUCAGUCAGGAUCACUUCAGGUGUGAGUCCUUCAACAUGACAGCAUGCAACCGAAAUGACUCUACUUUACUCUUACUUGCUGAUCAAGUUGAAUCCACCCGGGAUGGGUCUGCCAUGAAGAGUGAUCGUUCGUAGUAUGUCAAAAUUAAAACGUGGAGUCAGCCGAAUCAGUUAUUAUGGAUGCCUUUUGAAAAUGCAGCGUAAAAUUGCGAACCGGUUCCAGAAACUCAAAAUAACACCCGUUGAGUCUGCGGUAUUUUGCCAGAUUCAGAGCCAUCGUAUCCGCCUAUUCGGCUAGAUGCGGAGACAGUCUCUAAAAUAUCGCUUAUCAUUCCAUAAUACCGCAAAGUUUGCCAACGUUUGUAUUCGAAAAGUGUUGUCUGUCAUUGCUUCCAAUAUCAGCUCCAAGCAGUUCGACUCACUCGUCGUUGACAUGGGAGUAGGCAGCGAUAGUGAGGUCACUUCUUCUGGAAUAUAGCACUCAACUUUCUUACAAACAGCCAAACGCCCUCUCGGUCUCUCGCUGGUCAGUAAUGAUCUCAGCUUAGAGGGUUUCCAGCCGACGGGAUGGCCCAGCCUUGCUUGGGACUGAGAGUCAGGCCUUGGUGGCUAUCUUCUAACACAGCUAUUAUGGUAUCCUCCGGUUAGAUGCAAUCUGGACUUGGCGGGGACAAAUUGUGUGGAAUCGUGUGUGAGUUGCGUGUGGUACGCGCAGACACGAAUCCGGCCCCGUCUGUUACCGCGCCCACACCCAUCUCCUGUCGCUUUCGCUCCACCUCGAAAUUGGACUGAGGUGGCCGUGACAAGAUAGAGUGAGACUGAUACCGCGCAAGUCGCCCUUGCAUCUCUAGGACUGCGGUGCUUCUCAUUGCCCGUAACGGACAAACUACCUCAUGCUUGUUUUUUUAUUUGCGAGAAGGCGUGAACGUCUAAUUGCGACCCAGAAAUACUUAGGCCAUGCUAGUCUCUCAGACAACAGUUGUCAUCGAGGGGCCUGCGUAAAUGUGCGUGACAUUCUCCCAGCGCAUUGAUCUCUUGUCGUUAGCUAUGGUUGCUGCUUUUAUGAUGCGCCGGAUACCUGCGUCAGAUUCACAUGAUUCGAUUUCUUUCAACGGAACAGCGAAAUAACUGUUUCUGAGUUAUCUGUCGUCGUCCAACUGUCGAACAGAAUCAAGAGGCUGAGUGGUCCCCAAAUGGUCGCGUCGUGGUGAAAUGCCUUCUAACGUCCCAAACUCCGGAGUUCUGUCUCUUGAACGCUAGUAUGUUCUCCAUGUCAGCUCGGUCCUUGAGCGACUAAAUCACGCUGUAAUCUCAGGUCUUCUCGACAUGAUCUUCCCGAUCCCGCACGAGCUCUGCCACACCGGCUGACAUCUCACCUGGCACACACGAUCGCAGCUGGUGUAGCCAAGUGAAUGCGGGCGAUCGCGAUUCCAUCGACGGAUUGAUGUCCCAGCGCUGGAAAACGCUCCUCUUUCCAUCGUGACAAAAUACGCUCUCACGACGCACCGGCGGUACACGAGUUGGCCGACUGACGUGUCGGGUUCUGACUCGAUGAUGGUUUCUCCUGUUGUUGGUCCUCCGACUUCCGCUGUCCCACAUAACGUCUAACUUCAGUCGCCACACAGGCCGUGCGUUGGACUGACAGAGUGCUUCUAGGGUGCGUUCACCGAAUGCACUCAGUCUUCGCCCGUCUCCAGCUAUCAUUACCCACAGUUUAAAUUAAUACAAAGGCAUUAUUCGCAUAGUUGCCUUGUCAACUCGAACGCUGGUGUGGUUGUUGGUUUAAAUUCCUUCCCGCACACUUUCUUCGUAGCUGGCGACAGCCGGAUCAGUUGUGUAAAUCCAGAUCUGAUCACCAUCCUCGAGUUUUCCACUCAGAAGGUGAAUAACCUAAACGGGACCGAGCUCAUCGAAUCUGUGAUCUCCGUAGGGUUGAUCGUUAGCCAAACAGACUUGCAAAACUCUUUUUACAUUGAUGAUGAUCCUCUGUAAUUCACUGCACUUCGGGAUUUUCCACAGGCAACCGAGAUAAUCGAGUCUGGAGCCGAAGUUCAAUUCGCCGCUUUCAGGACCUCGAAGUGCUAUAUCGGACAUUAAGUCAACGAUUUGCUUGAAAAGAAUCGGCCAACGGAUUCUCUCACAUCGUGUAGAACAGCACUUAAAUGUAGGAUACCAAUUCUCGCACACUGUGCCGGCACGAACGAGUGGAGUUGAAGAGUAGAGUUUGUCGUGGACAACCAACGCACGCAUUCCUAGCUACUCCUGUCACCAUCGACAGACGCUCUCACAUCCGAAUGUGCACUGGUCAAAGUACUUUAGUUCAUCGUCAGCCUCACAAUCGACACAUUCACUUCGUUCUGUGUCUGGGGGGAGCUGUAGUGGACAGCCAUAAUGGUAACGUCGCGCCUCUCGCUGGCGCCUGCACCUACGCCCUAGCGACAGCCUGCUAUUACACGCACGUCUGCCCGACUUCGAUUUGUCUCGUUGCAAAUCACUGUCUGCACCACGCGCCUGGUCGAUUCUCUGCCUGCACCACGCGAGGCUUGUCACUACCCUCGGCUGGGCUCGGAGCCAAUCAACGCACCUACCAUCGCUGAUCGGUAAGACAGGCGGGCACAGCCAGACCACUAGCGCAAUCAAUCUGUCACGACACUUUUAGCGGCGACCUUCGGCGACACAGGGCUCGUCGCUCUCGUGGACGCCGCCUCCGCGGCGCCGGACGCAUCCUCGUCCGAUUGCCAACUUUCUCCUUCGCUAUUAUGUACAGAAUAAAGUGUCCUAACCAAAUGGCGUCCUGCUUCUAACAACUUGGGAUAUGGCCAGAAGUUGUGGCGUACUGAGCGUACACCACCACCGCUUAGCCGCUAUAAGUUAAAAUGUAUUAAGAACAGCUUCAAAAAAAAGUCAUGGCUAUAAAAAUUUGACAGAAGUCACGUUCACCGAUCAGGACAUGCUCCCCCGUUGUGCUUUGAGACCCAAUCUAGAGCCCUCAUGGGCAAAGACAGAGGAGACUCGGAUAGUCCGUUUCUGGCCGUCGUCAGGAUUGGAUAACAAGGGAGGAUUCGAGACCGGAUUCGUUGAUCAUAGUGUUAGGUAGUCCAACGCUCUACCAUUGAGCCGCGGACUCAUUGUCUUGUCCGUUGCGAUUCAUAAGACGGGAACUUUCACUGCAACUCAUUACUCGAUCCGAGCUCGGCAGCAGUUGCCCCUCCGCUGGAUUUUCUCUACCGAUUAAAAAAUAUAGUAAUAAUAGUACAACUAAUAAUAUUUAAUGUGGUUUAUGCAGCCCAGUUGUCCGUCACACUGCUGACUGUGGACGCCCCGCGAGUGCCUACCUUCGAGCCAGCUACAAUGGCUUCAAUCCGCACCUCUCAGCCCUGAUCGAGACCGACCUCCCCUCGCCCAGCCGUCCUCCUCCGAAACAGGAAACGAUGGAUGACCGCACAAUGUCCGGCAAACAGAAGCAACGCAAGUUGAUUGCCUCCUACAAACGGCACUCCCAAGGUACGUCUGUGCCUUUCAGUACUUCCGUCGGUCCCUGGUGGUAGAUGCAGCGCAAGUCUACUAUCACUUUAAAUUAAUUCACGCGCAAGUCACCGUCCCUGCUCAGCCCUGCUGUGGAGCAUACGGUGGACAUCGUCGAACUCGACGGCCGAAAUGAAUCAGUCUAGCUGUGAAAACCCGGUUGAGCCAUAGCUCUCCGGCCGCCUGUUACAGGAUUGUUCCGAACGGCAGAUGAAGCUGUGUUUGCUUGGGGGCAGCACUAUGUCAUACUAGCCCUAUGGCUUGUGGUCUUUUCACUGAUGACCGCCUUACCAGAUCGCUUCUCUGUUCGCGUUCGUUUUUCCGUCAGAUCCUAGACCCCCUGUUAUUUCGUGACUGACCCACACCGAAGGCCGAUCUACUGUCUGUCAGUGUGGGCUGAUCCCUAUGUCAGGCGCCGUUUUACGCGCUCCUCUCAAUCCCUGUUCACGGCCCCGUAGUGGUUUGUUGAGUAGUGCUGCCUUCUCUUCACAGUAGCAGUCUUUUGGAAUGCAUGGAAAUCGCUUCGCCAUGCUCCCAACACACGCACUAGCUGCAGUCCUAUUUCGUCGAUUUUCUACCGUCACUGUCUGAUGCUGGUGAGGUUCGGCCCAGUAGUUGAUCCUUCCAGUUCCCCCCCUCCCCCCCCCCCCUUUAGAACUCUUCACACUUUUGCGAAGAAGGAGACACGAUCGCUGAAACAAGAGCUUUAUUAUCCUGACGUUCCGGAUUCUCAAUCGAAUCCAUUAUCAAUGACAGUCAGAUAGGGGUAGUGGACUGCCCAGGUGUUGCAGUAUUUAUAAGAUUUAGUUGCUAGGCAGCUACAUGCUUAUCACAGUUGGCAGCUCCCGAGUGCAUCAAGGCUCGACUGGCCAUGUGUUAAAGUAUGCAGAUGCCGCGCCGUUACUAUGCGCUUGUGUGCCGGUCAAGAUUAUCGAGUCCCACGCUCAUCGCACGCAGUCGAGUUGCUGACGGCCGGAUUUCGUCAUUUGGCAGUUUGACUCGCCGUUAUUGACACCAGGAACAGUGAUCAUUCGCAUACUAUCCUUGCGGCUACCUAUUUUGCGUAGACAAAGUCUCAGCGCGGAAUAUGGUGAGGGAAGGUCGUUGCGCUUGUUGAUUGAUUAAGGACCGGAAAACCAUGACUCGAGCAGUUGGCGGCUCACGCGGUUGCCAUCUCUAGCAAGAAUUUUUGCCUCGUCUAACCCGAAUGUGUUGUUGGGUCCCGUCGAGUGAGCCGCGACUUGGGAACUGGCGUUUUUCCUCCUCACUGCUGCUGCGUGCUCGGCCAUCCGCAUGCGCAGUAAUCUUUUGGUUUCUCCGACUUUAUGGUGUAUCAGACUGAUAGCAUUGCGGUAUGUGCGGACGGCGCGGCCCUCGAUCGGGGCCCCGUAGUUCUGGUGAACGUUGGAUGUCCUCAAGUUUUGCCCUACUUUCGUGGGUUCGAAUCCAAUCGAGACUGUAGAAUUUUUCAUAACUAGCACAAAAUAUGGCUUACCUCUUCAAAUUUUCUAUUCGAAGCAAACGGUAUUUUCCACCUUUAUUCGCAAAUAAUUUUGAACUCUACCUACUCAUGUUUAUGGUUUCGAAACCACAGCCUGUGAAUCUCCGUUUAUGCAAGAUAUUACACGCACCUAUGCUGCUCGGAAGAUGCCGUUUAGCACUCGUAAAAUGUGGCAGCUUUAUUAAACGAGCAGAUACGGUGCCACAUGAGCAAAUAUUUCAUGGUCUUGAAAAAAAACCUUCCAAUUGAAGACUUCAAAUCGAAGGAUACUUUUUCUUUGAGUAGAAAAUUUGUAGAAGACUUCAUUCAGCACAUACUUUUGUUUGGAUUCAUGAAGGCGCUGAAAGUCGUUGCGAACACUCAUGCUUCUUACGUAGCUAUUUUAGCGAGCGUGACUUUUGCGGUUAACCAGAAAGACGCAUAUUCUAAGUCCAAUAUGCUGACGCGAAUGAAAUAUCCUGUAAUUGCGCUGCAUGGUAACCAGCAUUACAAUUCCACCUAAGUAAUCCUUUGUCAUUGAAAUAGCAUUUUCGAAUCUUAGUUAAUGAUUUAUGGAUUACAUCAACUGCGGUAUUUACUAAUUAAAGCAGUCAAAUACAAGCGGACUGAUUCAUUUACCUCAACUUGGGCCGUAACGAUUUACAGCAGCACUUCUUUCCUCUCCUCAUUUCUCUUUUUUUCUCAUUUUCCCCCCUAGGCGAUGCCCUUCAUUCCCCGAAGCCAACAAAGCGAAAAAGAUCUCUCUGA